This is a messenger RNA of Nymphaea colorata (pocket water lily), 671 nucleotides long. RefSeq lists its product as uncharacterized. Bases 98 to 403 code for a protein of 101 amino acids. The record is from RefSeq and is a predicted model, not a curated record. NCBI's taxonomy places the organism in Eukaryota, Viridiplantae, Streptophyta, Magnoliopsida, Nymphaeales, Nymphaeaceae. The transcript is spliced from 3 exons.
UCAAUUCCACUUGCUUCCGAGAAGGAAGAAGAAAAAACUAAGGCGUCUUCUUUUCAUUCUCCCUGCUGUUGCUCAUACAGAGCAGCUUGCUGCUCCCAUGGAUUCAUUUGAUUGCUCCCUCGAAAUGGAGCCAAGGACCUUGAGAUCUGUGCAAUUGGAUGUGGCAAGGGAACAAGCAGCAAACGUCCUCAAGAGGGAGACACCUGAAGACGCAACGAAAAUCUUCACUAAGGGAAUGAAGCCAGUGGAGGACAUGGGAAGGGAAGAAAUGCUGGGACAAUUGAUCCAGAGCGUAGAAGGGAAUACCAAUGUACCCUGCGAGUUGUAUGCUUCGAUUGGUGAUGGUGGAGAAGGAAUCCUUGAGAAAAUCCACAUUGAAGAACCCCUUACUGCUCCGUUCUGAGAUUCCCCUACCUUCGAAGAUUUGUGAAGUCUAGACGACACGGUAGAUGUAAAGCUCCUGUUCAUAGCAUGAGAUUUGCUUACAGUUUAGAUGUCAGAAUUGGUACAUGUAAGAGUUUGUGUUGCCACAGUAUAAAGGUUUUAGUCUUUCAGAUUGAAUGAUGAGCAACGUAGGUCCGGAAUUUUGUUUCCCUAUCGGAAGUAUAAUCAGUAUGCUAAGUAUUCUAGUCGUGAAAUAAGCACCUCCCUCUGUUAUGCACCAAUUUUUC